AUGGGUUGUUGCCAGCAGCAUAAAUCAAGAAUAAGCAUAAUCAAGCCAAAUGGUUCAAUUUAUUCAUCAUCAACAAUUGAUGUGAAUAAGUUUUUGGAGUCAUUUCAAAAGCCAAGUCAUAAUCUUUUACUAUCUUAUUACGCAAGCAAUUCAAAAAUGUCCUCAGCCUUUAAGUCGUUUUUUGAAGUAAUUUUUGCUCAUGAUGAAGAUCAAAUCACUGAAAUUGAUUUGAAUUUCGUACCAUUUGGGUCAGAUGGUAUUUAUCAUUUCCAAAUGAUGUCACAGUAUUUUUCUUGUAUAAAAAUCCUCAAAUUAAGCAAUAUAGAGAUACUCAAUGUACAUAUAAAGAGAUUAUCUCACUCUAUUGAACAAAUGAGUGACCUCGAAGUAUUAGAAAUCGAGGGAAACAAAAUCACCGCAGAAGGAAUUCAACAUCUCACACCUUUUAAAUAUUUAAAUAAACUCAAAGAGUUAUAUGUGGGGAGAAAUGAUAUAGGAGCUGUAGGAAUGAGGCAUUUGUGUAGCAACUUACAGAACAGUGAAAAUUUGGAAAUAUUGAGUUUAAAGGGAAAUAUUAUUGAAGAUGACGGGAUUGUGAAUUUAAGCAAAAUCGUGCAGCGCUUUCCGAAAUUGAGGGUUCUGAAUGUUUGUGAAAAUUCUAUUACUGACAUCGGUGCCAAAAUUAUUGCUAACUUCCCCCCCUCCGUAACGAACAAAAAAAUUUUGUUCGCUCAAUGAAGGGAGUUUAAUUUUUUGUUUAAAAUUUUAUAGUAAAAUUUUUUUUCAAAAAUUUAAAAAAAUUCUAAUUUGUAAAAAUUGAGAAGUAAAAAUUAAUAAUAAUUUGCAAAAUUUAUGUUUUAAAAUGCAAGCUAUUUAAAAUUAAGCAGAAUUAGCUAGAGAUUUCAUUAAACUAAUAAUCACUUAUAUAGCAAUUUUUUUCAUAAAAAAAUUCUCUAUUAAAAUAUUUUUGUUCGCUCACGGAGGAUGGGUUUUUGGCCAAAAAUAAGGAUUUUUCCAAUGGUUUUGUUCACUCACGGAGGGGCUAAGAAUUUUUUAACUUUGGAAUAUCUCGAUCUCUCCCGAAAUAAUCUAAAUACACACAAAUUUCAAUUUCUUUUAGAAAGAAACAAACUACAAUUCAAACUCUAG
Messenger RNA from Blepharisma stoltei, 1149 nucleotides. Lineage: Eukaryota; Ciliophora; Heterotrichea; Heterotrichida; Blepharismidae. The record is from the annotation of a GenBank genome assembly.